Messenger RNA from Pyricularia oryzae 70-15, 228 nucleotides. RefSeq lists its product as uncharacterized. Bases 1 to 228 code for a protein of 75 amino acids. The transcript is spliced from 3 exons. NCBI's taxonomy places the organism in Eukaryota, Fungi, Ascomycota, Sordariomycetes, Magnaporthales, Pyriculariaceae. The record is from RefSeq and is a predicted model, not a curated record.
AUGUCUCCCCCGCACGUAAUCCUACCCAAAAACGGGACGGCUCACGAUGCAACCCGGCCGCCUGCUGCAUGCAAAUCCUCCCCCGAGGGGGGUCAUGGGGGACACGGCAGAGGGUAUCUGACCCACACUUUUGUCGGCGAGGGCUCCCGAAAUAUUUGCCCAGACGAGAUAAAGGAUACUACUUUGACAGAUGCUCGUGUUCUAGGUACAUUGCUCAACUCGGCUUAA